UUUUAUUUUAUCUACGGGUUCCAUUUACUGUCGCUUGUUAAUUGUUAACAUUAUAAUUAUAAUAUUCGUUCAAAUGUAGUCAUUAAAACAAACGACUAGCUUAUUUCCGCAUUGUUACGUAGCGAUAUCUAACUUAUAAAGGGUUUGAAAAUAGAGUAAGUACGAUUUCAUGAGUUAGCUUCUUACAAACUAUCAAAUCAUGGCAGUGUUAGCAGCGGCACAACUGCUUGACGAGUUAAUGGGAAGACAUCGAAACACUAAUCCCAAUGAAAAAAUUAAAAAACCAAACUGGGAAGAUCCUGAAUAUUGUAAAUAUUAUAUGGUUAAGUUCUGUCCUCAUGAUUUAUUUGUAAAUACACGGGCAGACCUUGGUGCUUGUCCAAAAGUACAUGACGAUGAAGUCAAAGAACUGUUUGAAAAGGCAGAAGGGUCUUAUAAGAAAGCUCAAUAUGUUGAAGAGUUCCUGCGAUUUUGCCGUCACAUGAUCAGUGAUGUUGAAAGAAAAAUUCAAAAAGGUAAACAAAGAUUGGAACUGAUGAAUUCAAAACCUGAAGGACCACCUAUGACACAGGCUCAAACAGAAAAAAACAUGGAGCAGGUAAAACUUUUGUCAGAAAAGAUUAGUGCUUUAGUCAGAGAAGCAGAGGAAGCAGGUACCUGUGGGAAUGUAGAACAAGCUCAAGGUCUAAUGAAGCUGUGUGACAGAUUGAAAGAAGAAAAAGAAACGCUUCUAAAACAACAAGAAAAUAGCCACUGGUCAAUGACAGCAGAAUUAGCAGCAGCUCAAGAGAAGCAGAUGGAAGUGUGUCCUGUGUGUGGAGCAUUUCUUAUUGUGGGUGAUGCACAGCAGAGAAUAGAUGACCAUCUUUCGGGAAAACAACAUGUUGGAUACUUCAAAUUGCGUCAAGCUUAUGAAGAAAUGAAUGAAGCUCGUGAGAAAGAACAACAAGAAAAGGAGAGAAGACGUCGCGAAGAAAGAGAUAGGGAGCGUAAUAUUCGUGGUGGCGGUUUGGGAUCUGAUAGACGUGAUCGCGAAAGAAUGGAGAGAGACCGCGAGCGUGACAGAGAUAGAGACAAGGAUCGUGACAAGGACAAGGAUAAGGAAAGAGAGCGUCAUAGAUCAAAUCGAGAUGAACGUCCUGGACGUCAUGAAGAACGUGAUCGUGAACGCGAACGGGACCGAGAGCGCGAGCGCGACCGAGAGAAGGACAGGGAACGGGAGCGUGACAAGGAACGAGAACGUGAUCGCGACAAGGAUCGCGACCGGGACCGGGAUAGGAAACACCGUAGGGAGAGAAGUGAAAAAUUCACACGAGCGUCCCCGCCGGCGUUCUCGCGAGCGUCACUAGCGAAUCACUGAGGUAUCACAUAAGCACCUCGAACCGUUGGCAAACAACAAUAGACGAAGAUCGACAUCGCGGUGGCGUCUCGACCACAGACAAUGAGGUACUUUUGAAAUUAAGACAACAGAGAGCCGCUGAAGAGGCGAAGGCAUUCGUCGAUUAUAACCGUCACUUUGGACAUCGGUUUCGAGGUGACAUAGAAUAGUUUCGUGUAAAAUAAUAAUUUUCUAUUAAUUCCAUAAUGGUUUAUUCAAAUGCAUGUAUCGUCUUGCGUUUUUAAAUAAACUUGUUAUUAUUUCGAAUUAGACUAUAAGUAUGUGUAAAAUGUAGCUACCUCGGCAAAUGUUUUUUUUCCCUAGGAAGGUUAUUUCUGUAAACCAGAUACCACUGAGGAGUGACUUCAGGUAUUUAUCGAACUUUUAUUUCGUUAUAAUAUAAUUGUGAUUAAUUUGUUUUGUAUGACUAUAAAGUGUGAACCAAUAGGGAUUGUCCAUAUUAAUAUAAUAAAACAAUACCAUAAUU
Vanessa atalanta (red admiral) is the source of this 1865-nucleotide messenger RNA. RefSeq names its product luc7-like protein 3. Bases 200 to 1360 code for a protein of 386 amino acids. Lineage: Eukaryota; Metazoa; Arthropoda; Insecta; Lepidoptera; Nymphalidae. The record is from RefSeq and is a predicted model, not a curated record. Gene Ontology annotation, cellular component: U1 snRNP; U2-type prespliceosome. Gene Ontology annotation, molecular function: mRNA binding. The transcript is spliced from 9 exons. Gene Ontology annotation, biological process: mRNA splice site recognition.